AGACCCCAGCGCACCCCAGCAUACACACAGUACUGGAGACUGAGGGCAUCCCAGCAUACACACCGACUACUACCGGAGCCGCCAGCAUCUCCCCCACCGGCCACCACAAGUCCAGGAUCAUCGGACUGAGCGAGAGGGGAAAACACUCUUUUUUUGGCAAUCUCUUUUGGGUGUGUGAUUUUGUUUCUCGCCGGGUUUCGAACAGUGGAUACGCUGCCAUGUCAAAGUACACUGAAUUAUUUAUAGGCGUGCGUGUCUUGUUGUGUGACAGCUCUGCCCUAAAAGCAUUUUAUUAGACGCCUCUUCCAGCUCUGACUGGCACACGACUCUCCUCUCAGCCGAUGCGUCACUUCUAAGAGCGCCGGGACAACCGCACUGGCUCCGGUCUCCUCGCCCGCCUGAGCCGAUCUGCAGCUGAAAUCUUUUUUGGUUGAAUUGUUUUGCCACGGAUCCAAUGAAGGACUGAUAUAUUUUUCUCCUUUUGGCUUUUCCACCUGAGAGAGAGAGAGAGAGAGAGACAGAGGACGCGGUUGCCAUCCUGCUUUUGGACGCUGAGCCUUUUUACGCAUGCAAGGAGAAAUCUGUGGUGACACCUGAUCGACUGGCUUUCCUCCGCGCACAUUGACCCGGGAGCUCCAGGCGAAUCAGGGGAGGGAGAGAGCGCAGAUAACUCGGUCAAUGCCCGGCCUGUGCUGUUGAUUUUUUGUUUUGUUUUGUUUUGUUUGUGUGUGCGCGUGGGGUCCAGCCAAAAGCCAUGGUCCACUGCGCCGGCUGCGAGAGGCCUAUCCUGGACCGCUUUCUGCUCAACGUGCUGGACAGAGCCUGGCACGUCAAGUGCGUGCAGUGCUGCGAGUGCAAAUGUAAUCUGACAGAGAAAUGUUUUUCUCGAGAGGGGAGACUGUACUGCAAAAAUGAUUUCUUUAGGCGUUUCGGCACUAAGUGUGGCGGCUGCUCGCAGGGCAUCUCUCCAAACGACCUGGUCCGGAGGGCCCGGAGCAAAGUGUUUCACCUCAACUGCUUCACCUGCAUGAUGUGCAAUAAGCAGCUCUCCACCGGCGAGGAGCUCUACAUCAUAGACGAGAACAAGUUCGUUUGCAAAGAAGAUUACCUAAGCAACGCCAGCGUCAAAGACUCCAACCUCCUCUCAGUAACGGCGUGCAGCGACCCCAGUUUAUCGCCGGACUCUCAAGACCAGCUACAGGACGACGUGGUCCUGAAGGACACGGAGAUAGCCGCCCUGUCCGACAAAGAGACGGUCAACAACGAGAACGACGACCAGAACCUGGGAGGGAAGCGGCGCGGCCCGCGGACCACCAUCAAGGCCAAACAGCUGGAGACGCUGAAGGCGGCGUUCGCUGCCACCCCAAAGCCCACCAGACACAUCAGGGAGCAGCUGGCCCAGGAGACCGGCCUCAACAUGAGGGUCAUCCAGGUCUGGUUCCAGAACCGACGUUCCAAAGAGAGGCGCAUGAAGCAGCUGAGCGCGCUGGGCGCCCGGAGGCACGCGUUUUUCCGGAGCCCGAGGCGGAUGAGGACGCUGGUGGACCGGCUGGAGCCCGGAGAGCUGAUCCCCAACGGGCCCUUCUCUUACUACGGAGAUUAUCAAAGCGAGUAUUACGGCCCAGGAGGGAACUAUGACUUCUUCCCUCAGGGGCCCCCGUCGUCGCAGGCCCAGACCCCGGUCGAUCUCCCCUUCGUGCCCUCGUCAGGCCCCACGGGCACCCCCCUUGGAGGUAUGGACCACCCCCUGCCGGGCCACCACCCCUCCAGCGAUGUGCAGCGCUUCUCCGAUAUCAUGUCCCACCACCCGGGGGACUCUCCCAGCCCGGAGCCCGGCAUCCCGGGGCCCCUGCACAGCAUCUCCUCUGAGGUGUUUGGCCCCAGCCCGCCCUUUACCUCACUGUCGCUGAACGGCAGCGGAUACAACAACCACCUGUCCCACCCGCCCUCGGAAAUGAACGAGGGCACUGUGUGGUAGCUUUUUGAGGGAGUUGACUUUUAUCUGGCGAGAGAUUCGGGGACAGAGGGUGACGAGGUUUGGUGGCGUUGGGGCCUGGGGUCGAGGCCAGGGACAUGGAUAUCGACAGGGUUAGGUCAACGCCAUUGAAUCCUAAUUUUCUUUUUUUGUUUUCAUAUUUAUUUAUUUAUUUUACCAUUUCAUUUGCUGAUCUUUUUUUCUGUGGGGAAAGCAUAUUUGGCAUAAAAAGUUAUGCUCAAAAACAUUGUCUUCAGUGUUGUGUUUGGGUGUUUCAGUUGCUUCUUUUGCCCCUGCCCCACCCUGCAUCCAAAACUGGACUUUAAAAAAAAGAAAUAACUGGGCGAGACUGUUGAACUGCCCCCCCUCCCCAUUCACCCCCCCCCUUCUUUUCUUUGGGCCCCUGGGGCACCCUGUCACCCCUCCUGUCAGUGGCCCGGCAAAGCGACCAAACCCCCCAACACUCACCAGUAGGGUAAAAAACAACCCUUUGGAAAUCUCCUAUAGUAUGUCCAGAACACAAAAACAUCAUUAGCUACUGUCAAAGACUUCGAUAGCUUUACAGAGAGAGAAUGAAGGGGGGGCCGAGGGGUUGGUUGCGUGCUGACCUGGCACUGUAGGAAGGCUGAGCGGCGUCCAGACUUUGUUCGAGGCACUAGACUUGUCCCUUGUAUUUAUUCAGAAGCUCCUCAGACCUCUUUGCCUCUCAAGGCUCUGCCAUAUUGACACUUAACCUUUUUGACACUACGUUUCCGAAGGCCAGAGGAAAUGAAAAUUUUUUCCUCCGUGUGGACUAUUUGUUUCUCUUUCUUUCUUUUUUUUCUUGGUUUCAGAAUUUUCACCAAAUCUGAAGCAGGCCGCCUUCAAAAGGCAAACAGUAAAAACCCUCCACGGAUUGCAAACCCUUUAUUUAAAACGGAAGUGAACUUGAAAUGUUGAAAUGAAGUCUACCUUCUAAAAAUCUUCUACUGGGGUUCUAAAUGGGACUUAGAACAGUCAACUGUUUACGUAAUCUAUUUAAUUCAGGAGUCCAGAAGUCUCGAAAAACCAUGUUUUAGAACCUCUCGAUCCAUAUAAAAAUGUUCCAAGCAACCAACCAAACUUUUGUAUUGAUUUCAUUUAUAUUGUAUGGAGAUAAAAACAAAUUUGCUGGGGUUGUGGUUCACUGUGCUAGUUUGUACAAGAUGUUGUUUACAAAAAAAGGUUGAAAAAAAUAAUAAAAACAUGAGUAAAGUAGACAUUUGCCAAAUUGAAAAAAAAAAUAGCACAAAUACUGUUAAAGUGCUUUGCACCAUCAUCUGCAGAACGUGUUGAGACAAAAUGUAAGUGUUAAAAGGAGUAAUUGACUUCUUAAUUUUUUAGUCUGCUGACAAUACAUUCAUAAAAUUGUUAAUAUAACAUACUUAGACAGGUUUUAUUUUUGUGUCUUCAAAGGAGAAAAAUCCAAACUAUUAAAAAUUGAUGGUCAAAUAUGCAGCCAGUAGCUGCUACAUCUCUUUGAAUAUCAAGCCCUCAUGGUAUGUCUUUUAUUGUUCCAAUAAACCUAAGCUUAUGUGACCUCCAGUGCAUAUUAGACCAUUCACUGUAUAAAUACAACAUGUUGACAAAAAUGUGUUUCUAAUAAAACUAGAAAAUAUA
Molecule: messenger RNA, 3613 nt
Organism: Dicentrarchus labrax (European seabass)
Lineage: Eukaryota; Metazoa; Chordata; Actinopteri; Moronidae
Gene: lhx1a
Product: LIM homeobox 1a
Exons: 5
Coding region: 755-1978 (407 amino acids)
Biological process (GO): neuron differentiation; regulation of transcription by RNA polymerase II
Cellular component (GO): nucleus
Molecular function (GO): DNA-binding transcription factor activity, RNA polymerase II-specific; RNA polymerase II transcription regulatory region sequence-specific DNA binding
Source: RefSeq, a predicted model, not a curated record